AUGUAUGUGUACAUAGAUGCAUGUAUAAAAGUUGUGGACAUUGACUGGUCUGCAAAGACAAGUUAUUUUGAGUCAUCUGAGGAUUUUCAGUGUAGAUGCUGUACAGUUCUUGAUGAUGUUUUUUUUCCCCUUUUUUUUUCUUUUUCUUCUGCAGAUAUUCCUGAAAUACCAGAAAGCAUCUCAUUCUGCAAGGCACUACAGGUAGCAGAUUUCAGUGGGAAUCCUCUAACUAGGUUGCCCGAAAGCUUUCCUGAAUUACAGAAUCUAACGUGUCUUUCAGUAAAUGAUAUCUCUCUGCAAGCACUACCUGAAAACAUUGGGAAUCUUUAUAACCUGGCUUCACUGGAACUCAGAGAGAAUUUGCUGACAUAUUUACCCGAAUCACUUGCCCAGCUGCAGCGUCUAGAAGAACUUGAUUUAGGAAACAAUGAACUUUAUCACUUGCCAGAAACAAUUGGUGCACUUUUCAAUCUUAAAGACCUCUGGUUGGAUGGAAACCAAUUAGCUGAAAUACCUCAGGAAGUAGGAAACCUGAAAAACCUGCUUUGUCUGGAUGUUUCUGAAAAUAAAUUGGAAUGCCUUCCUGAAGAAAUUAAUGGUCUGACUUCUUUAACAGAUUUGCUUGUUUCUCAGAAUUUACUUCAAGUCUUACCUGAUGGCAUUGGAAAAUUGAGAAAGCUGUCAAUUUUAAAGGUUGAUCAGAACAAACUUAUUCAGCUAACAGAUUCAAUUGGAGACUGUGAAAGCCUUACUGAACUAGUUCUAACAGAAAAUCAACUGCAGAUAUUACCGAAGAGCAUUGGAAAACUGAAGAAGCUGAACAAUUUGAAUGCCGAUAGAAACAAAUUAAUAUCUUUGCCCAAAGAGAUUGGGGGAUGCUGCAGUCUUAAUGUGUUUUCUGUACGUGACAACAGAUUAUCUCGAAUUCCCUCUGAAAUUUCACAAGCCACUGAACUCCAUGUCCUGGAUGUUGCUGGAAACAGGCUGACGUAUCUUCCCUUCUCACUGACCACCUUAAAGCUGAAGGCUUUGUGGUUGUCUGAUAACCAGUCCCAACCUUUGCUGACGUUUCAGACUGACACAGACCCUGAAACAGGAGAAAAGAUCUUAACAUGUGUAUUACUUCCUCAAAUGCCUUCUGAGCCUGGUUGCCAAGAUAACCUGCCACGAUGUGGUGCGUUGGAGAGUUUGGUAAAUGAAAUGUCAGAUGAGACAUGGAAUGAACGGGCAGUGAACAGAGUCAGUGCAAUUCGCUUCUUAGAAGAUGAAAAAGAUGAAGAGGAUAAUGAAAUGAGAACACUUCUAAGGCGAGCCACUCCACACCCUGGAGAAUUAAAGAACAUGAAAAAGACAGUGGAGAAUUUACGGAAUGAUAUGAAUGCUGCUAAAGGACUGGAUUCAAACAAAAACGAGGUCAAUAAUGCCAUUGACAGAGUGACCACUUCUGUGUAGAAUUUCAUCUCCAGGUUUUUACCUCCUGUGUCUUCCCCUGCUGUUGAAAUGUUCCUGUCGUCUUCUGGGACCUCACUGAGCUCCCUUUUUGUUUUUAACCAGAGCCUGAUUCAUCGUCUCCAUAUAUGUGAAAAGUACUACCCACUGGAAGGAAGUGCCUUAUUUCAUCCAGGCAGCGAAUCAAUCAUUUCCAAAUCAAUAUUGUAAUUUUAAUAGUACUACGGUUUUUUUAAGUAUAAUACACUACUGUACGCAGAAUACAAUAUUUUUGUCAUAAACACAGGGGAAAUAAUGCUUUUCUUUUCCAGAGUGCUGGGAUAUCUUCUUCCCAGUGGCUGGAUGUGCUGGUGAGAAAUUUAGUUUUGUGGAAAAUUGAUACACUCUCUCUCUCUUCUUUUUUUUUUAAUUUUUUUGGCAGCUCAGAUGGUGUAAAUUUUAAAAUUUUGUAUAGAACUUUCAUAACAAAAUGAUGUAUUUCAUUUUUAAGAGAAAAUUUAUCUUGAGCGGUACAUAUUUUAGUAUUUGUGGAAGAGAACAAGUUUCAUGGACAACUGUAUUCAUUUGUUUGUACCACCCAUUGUGCCUUAUUGUGUCUCUUAUGUCAUUCUAGUCUUAAAAUAGCAGUUCUUGAGGAAAGUGAGUACAUUUAAACUUGGUCUCCUGUUUUAACUGUGUUUUUCUUUUCAGACAGUAAUUUGUUGAGAUUUUUACAAAAUGGAAUUUAUGUUUAUAUCAUGGGAUUUUAGUUCACAAAGCACAAAUGUUAGUUUUGUUAUAUAUGGAAUUAAGAUUAAAAUGACCCAACUGCUAUUGUUUAUUAUGUUAUGCACUCACACUUUAAUUUAGUUGUAACAGAACAACUUGUUUUGGAUGCAGUGUUGCAUUGCAGUCACUAGAAAUUCAUGCUUUUUUUUUUUUUUUUCCCCAAAUGUGCCAUCUGUAAAAAUAACUUCAAAAACAGCACGAUUUUCGGAAGCACAGUAUAAUUCUAGUUUUAUGUAUUACACAAGAAAGCAUGAUUCUUUUAAGUGCUUUGGUGGUUUUAUACAAGUUUAUAAAACCAUAAUAAUAAUAAUAAUAAUAAAAAUCUUUAAAAGCUUCAA
Meleagris gallopavo (turkey) is the source of this 2555-nucleotide messenger RNA. Lineage: Eukaryota; Metazoa; Chordata; Aves; Galliformes; Phasianidae. The record is from RefSeq and is a predicted model, not a curated record.